AUGGAAGCACACUUUAUCGGUUUCGGGGAAAUCUUGACCCCGAGGAAUCGAGCAAGAUUUCCCGCUACGACUUUGACUGCCCUCAAGCAAUAUAUUGUCAACUUGCAGCAUACACAGCAUGCAGAGCGUCGCCAGCAAGGCCUUACGCGUCUAGCCCCAUUUUUAGAAAGGUUGGGCGAAUUUGGCGAGCUUGUUGCAACUCUAUCCCGUGCAGAGGACAUCAUGGGAUUUGUCUGGACGACGAACUCCUGCACUGAUGCUUUCAAUGAUAUUCUCGACAUCUAUGGACAGAUUGGACGAGUUCAGCCCUCUUUGUCUAUGUACAAAGAGUUGUUCCGAACUGAGCCAAGCCUGACUGAGAUCUUGAUCGCGACAUAUAGUGAAAUCAUCGAAGUCAAUCGAUUGCUCGUGAUCUACUUUCAACAGCGCCUCUGGGCGGAGCUCUUCGCUACAACAUGGAAGCGGCAUAAGUCGAGAUUAUCAAACAUCAUAUCUUGCAUGAUGUCCCGCUUCAAGCUUGUCAGUAGCCAGGCAACGUUGGAACAAUUCGACACCCUUGUGACCACUUCUUCACGUGAAGAAGCGACGUUGAACGCUGAAAGAGAUAGCGAGGACUUGGGCCGCAGACAUGCUGUGUAUACAUGGAUCAAACCAACCGAUAUGGAAAAUGAUCAAGAGUAUCUAAGGCGGAUUCGCCAUGCGUACCCGGGUACUUGCAGCUGGUUACUAAGCGAUGAGACCUUCCAAGAGUGGUUCGAACACCGAGAAAGCAUUAUGACUGGUUCGAACUUAUUGUGGUUGAACGGAAAGCCUGGUUCUGUCCUUGCAUCCUUUGUCGUAGAGGAAGCGAGAAAACUUGAAUCAAACCCUACGGUUUUGUUCUUCUAUUUCAAGAGAGAGGAUAGCGAUCGAAACAGCUUUCUUUCCAUGGCUCGUACUCUGCUUUCACAGAUUCUCGAGCAAAAUCAUUACACUCUCGACUAUUUUUACAGCAGAUGCUGUAGCAGUGGAAGCGCUGUGCUUAGUUCUCGUCUUCUCGUCGAAGAACUCUUGAGUUUCGCUCUACGCAAUUGCCAGUCUGCUUACAUCGUGCUUGAUGGAUUGGAUGAGUGCUGCACAAGAAAAGAAAGAGGAGAGAUUGCGAGCUGGUUUCGAGAUCUGACUGAGAAUGGCCCUCCCGAGAUUCGCAACGGGCUUCAUUGUAUGUUCAUCAGCCAACACGACAGCGCCCGAAAAGACUAUCGCGAUCUUCCUAGUAUCACGGCAGACGACGACAACAACGAAGAAGAUAUAGAAGCUUUCUGCAAGGUGCAAGCUGAGAAGUUGGUUACGGAUCUCCAAAUCGCAGAACAUAAAGCACUUGAGAUCGCCGAACGCGUUUCUGCUGCAGCUGAAGGAGUUUUUCUAUUUGCUCAUCUCGUUUGGAUCAACCUCUGCGGUCAAAGCUCCAUUUACAGCUUAGAACGCGAGAUGGAGACUUUUGCGACUGACCUGGACACAUUGGACAAGGCUUAUUCCCGAAUUAUGCAGACGAUCAUUGAAAAGCCUGUUGCCGCCCAACGGGGUGAGGCUCUAGAACUCCUUGGCUGGCUCGUCUAUGCAAAGCGAUCGUUAAAAAUGCACGAAGUACAAACACUGAGAUCAGUUGACUUCGAAAGAAGAGCUGUGGAAUUCGAACGGAGACGACUUCGAGUUCACGUCAAAGACCUUUGUGAAUCGCUGGUUGAUGUUCGCGAAGAUGGGAGUAUCGAGUUGGUUCACACAACGGCAAAAACUGGUCUUCUCAACGACAUCACUGGGGAGCUCCCGAUUGCAACGCUCUGCAUCGACUACUUGAACUUGCCGUCGUUCCAGAGACCUUCAGAAGAGCAGAUGCUGGCCGGAGAAUAUGGUUUUAUGGAAUACUCCGUGCUGUAUUGGCUUCGCCACUUGGAGGCAGGUAUGAGCUCAACUCAUCCUGAUCAGGAUAACAUCUACAUGAGCCUUACGGAAUCUCUUGAGGUGCUGGUUGAGCAAUACUGGAAUGAGCCAAGUGCCAGCGUUGCUUCCAUCUCGAGAUCAGCGUCUAAACGGACUCGGGAUGUGCUGCAGCAAUUUAGUCACCGCGAAAGCUUUCCAAAGCUUCAGCUGGCACUCGUGUUGACUGAUAAAGAACUAAAGCACUUUUGGGACGUGCGCCCGGAAGAAUCUGCUCUCAGAAUCUUAGGCGUUGUGAAAGCCGUUCGUCACUGUAUUGAGACGUAUAUUGUUCACAGCUCAAAUCUAGACGUGGCUGGAGCUUUGAAAGACAUGUACGGCAGUAACCUGUUCAAGUGCCCGAGAUUCAGCUGCAGGUACUUUACGGACGGAUUUACAACACUUGAGGAGCGCGAGAGACAUUUCCAACGACAUGUGCUCCCAGCUCGUUGCACUGAUGAACAUUGUAGAGGCUCUCAAAUCGGGUUUGCGACACAGGCACAACUGGAGCGACACCUCAGAGAGAAUCACCCAGACAUGACUGAGCCUCACCACAACUUUCCAACAGAUGAGGAAAUCGUCGAAAGCAUGCGAGAAGUUUCACCAGAACCCGAAGUCGUGAUCGAGGACGAACCUCAGCUCAUUCCGGAAGUGCAACAACCAGUGGAAGUCCCUGACAUACCAGUCACUCCAACGCCGGAGCAGGCAGAGCCCCAGCCAACACAGCAAAGAGAGGUGGCUAAGCGCCUUAAAACCAAGAGAGAAUAUCAAUGUGCGCAUUGCGACAAGAUUUUCACUAAGAAGUGGAAUUGGGAGUCACAUCUUAGAACUCACGGCGACAAUCAAAGGUUGCAAUGCCCUAAUUGCGACCAAACGUGCGCCAGGCAGGGCGAUCUCGCUCGGCAUAUGAGACUUCACGACCCGGAUAGCGCAGUCAAAUGCGGUGGCGUACUUCCAAACGGCCGCAGAUGGGGAUGCGGAACCAAUUUUGCAAGACUCGAUGUACUUCGCACCCAUCACAAGUCCAAAAAGGGCAGGAGAUGCAUCGCAGGAAGGGACAGCGAAGAGCAAUCCACAGCUUCGACUGCAUGA
Messenger RNA from Alternaria alternata, 3048 nucleotides. RefSeq lists its product as hypothetical. The record is from RefSeq and is a predicted model, not a curated record. NCBI's taxonomy places the organism in Eukaryota, Fungi, Ascomycota, Dothideomycetes, Pleosporales, Pleosporaceae. Bases 1 to 3048 code for a protein of 1015 amino acids. The transcript is spliced from 7 exons.